Molecule: messenger RNA, 2805 nt
Organism: Trichoplusia ni (cabbage looper)
Lineage: Eukaryota; Metazoa; Arthropoda; Insecta; Lepidoptera; Noctuidae
Gene: Ptp36E
Product: receptor-type tyrosine-protein phosphatase kappa
Exons: 16
Coding region: 650-2698 (682 amino acids)
Biological process (GO): protein dephosphorylation
Molecular function (GO): protein tyrosine phosphatase activity
Source: RefSeq, a predicted model, not a curated record
CAUAGAUGUAUUUUAAAUGCGUCAUAUUAAGAGAAUGCAUUAGGUGCAGAUAGCAUAUAGGAUAUACUAAUGUAAUGUAUUGUAAGUUGGCAAACAAUCAAGAUAUUUCAAUGUGGCCAAUCUAAGAAUCGAAAUCGAAAAGGAAGUUAGGUAAUGCUGAUUCAUAUUUAGAACGCAUUCGUCUCUGAUCAUGUUUUGAAGCAUUGGCAAAUUUUAUAAAAUUGUUCAUUUUAUUCAAAAGAAUGAAUGCUGACUUACUGGCGAGAAUAAUAUUAUGUGCGACGACUUGACACCAACACGCAACUUAGUCGAAAUGACAGCGCUUUUAUGAUAUCGCGACUGGCAACCCAAAACUGUUUCCGCCAUUUUUAGUAAUAAUGUGUCAAAUUGUAGGGUAGUUUAACAAAAAAAAAGUAAUGUUUUGAUAAAAGUUAUAUUUAAAGUUUUUCAUUUAAUUUCGCACCGGUUUAGUUUUCCACAAAAAUUCCGUACCUUCCAGUAAAAUUUUAUACCACAAUAAAUAAACGAAAACAGUGUUUGUGUGUGAUUUUCUACGUUGUAAAAUGACGGUGUGAUAUUAAUUGCGCCAGAUACUUCCGUUCAUAUCCGUGUGAGUAUAAAUCGGCGGGAAAUUGUGUGGUGUGCCAAAAUGUCGUCGCGUACGGGGCAGCGCGGCACGUCAGUCGCGACGAGCCAGCGGAAACACCGCUCCCGGUCUACCACCAGGUACGACAUGGAGAAAAAGCCCAAGAAGAAGGACUUCAGGACUUCUGGCACCACCAGUCUGGUGUCCAUCCCCAACAGCAUCAAGCUUCCCAUGCUUAACAGCGGCCUCAUAUCUCUUGCCGACGAAAAUGGUUCCAUAUCGGAGACGAUACCGGACCGGCCCGUCGAACUCAAGAACUUCCCCAAACUGUGCGACCAAAGGAGAAAAUAUCCUGUUUUAUACAAGCUCGAAUUUCAAACGGCGGUCAAAGUGGAAACACAUUCGUGUCGACACGCGACAAAGAAAACAAAUUCACAUAAAAAUCAAAAUCAAAAAGUCAUACCUUAUGACUACAACAGAGUGGUGCUAGAGACGGUGGAUCGAGAGCCAGACUCCGACUACAUUAACGCUUCCUAUAUAGAUAGUAUAUUAAAACCAAACGCAUACAUAGUAACCCAGGGUCCAACGGAAGAUACAGUGGUCGACUUCUGGCGCAUGAUCUGGCAGGAGCGGGCGGCUGCCAUCGUCAUGCUCACCAAGACCUUCGAUUUCAUUAAGGUCAUGUGCGUCCAAUACUGGCCGCCGAACAAAGACAAGGACGAGACAUACGGAGACAUCAGCGUCGGCAUCGUGCAGGAGGAGGAACUCGCCAACUUCCACAUACGAACCUUCAGGCUCUACAAAAGUGAAAAGAGCGUGGUGGUCGAAGAGCGCUUCAUCCUGCAGUUCCACUACACCCAGUGGCAUUCUCACACGUGCCCGUUCAGCAACGCGCUGUUGGAGUUCAGACGGCGUGUGCGCGCCGUUGUCGGCAGGAGGCUCGCCACGAACCCCGCAGCUGGACCCAUGGUCGUGCACUGCAAUGAUGGCGGUGGCAGAUCAGGUGUAUAUCUCGCCAUCGAUGCAAAUCUUGAGCUGGCUGAGGAAGAAGACUGCUUUGAUGUGUUUGGGUUCCUCAAGAAACUCAGACAAUCCAGGAAAGGCCUUAUAGAGAACGAGGAACAAUACAAAUUCGUGUACGAUACUCUGGAAGAGCACGUCGUGUGCGGAGUCUCGUGGUUCCCGGUGUCAGAGCUAUCCCAAAGACUGAAGCAGAAGUCCCAGAGGGACCCGGUGUCCAAACUGAAUGAAUACCAGAAGGAGUACCAGCAGAUCUGCAAGCAGACGCCGAGGUUCACGAUAGGAGACUGCGCUGGUGGGCACAGAGGAGAUAAUAGGGAGAAGAAUCGGGAUGUGCUGGUUGUACCACCUGACAAUUUUCGUCCAUACUUGACAUCUUUCCAAGGAAACAGCUUCACGGACUACAUCAACGCUGUGUUUGUCGAUGGUUACACGAAGCCUCGUGAGUACAUUGUGACAGAGUGGCCGCUGGUCAGAACACAGGGAGAGUUCUGGUCGUUAGUGUACGACUACGAGUGCGCGGCUGUGGUGGUGCUGUGUGUGCCGCCGAAGAACUCUCAACAAUUCCCACCCUUCUGGCCAGAGGGUCGGCAUUCCAAGAAGUACGGGCCAGUGUUCACGAUAGACCACGUCUCCCACAACCACUACACCAACAUCAAGACUUGGAUAUUCAGAAUCAAUAAGAAGAUUAUAUCGCUGACGGAGCUGAUGGCUGGCGUGAAGGCGCCUACGAAAACAGUGCAGCUGUUCCAGUUGACGUGCUGGCCUAUGGGUCACAAGGUGCCCUCCUCCACCAAUUCUCUGGUCGAGCUCAUGAACAUGGUGGAGCGCUGGCGGCAGCGCACCGACUACGGCCCCGUCUGCGUGGUGUCGCCUGACGGGCGAAGUCGUGCCGGCGUAUAUUGCGCUGCCAACGCGUGCAUCGAGCAAGUGAUCCAACACGGCGAGGUGGACGUGUUCCAAGCGGUCAAGACUGUACGCCGGCACCGACCACAGCUGGUCGAAAAUAUGACUGAAUACAAAUACUGCUACGACCUAGUCCUCCAUUACGUGCUGCACUAUUUAAAUAAAGACAUGAAUGAAAAGAAGUGAGAGUGCGAACUCAAGGACGAGCUCUGGUUCAUCGAGUUCGGUCGCGGCGCGGCGCUGCCCACGACCCCCGAGGAGACGUCGCCGGCGGCGGCGCGCGAGCCGAAGCG